CCAAACAUUCGUUUACGAUGCACAGCAGAAGAACAACAGUGUCCGUGUCGUCGCUCUCGGCGGUGGUGCUAGCCGCGGUCGCACUGGCCGCGGCCGGGGUCGCGGUUGCCGACCGCCCGGUGGACGGUCUGCUGGACAGGGUGCUGGACAGGUGUUCGCUGGGACCGGGAGCCGUGGGCUGUCUGAAGGGUAACGUGUUGGAGUUCUUGCGGGACGGUCGCGCCGCCAACGCGGAAGCCGACGGUGACGUAGACGCAGAGCUGGUGCGAGCUGCCRGCGCGUACAUCGAACGUCGUGUCAAUGAACCGAACGUCGUCGAAACCGCUCCGAUGCGGGACGCCCGGGCCAUGGACAACGAAGCUGCUCCAGCCGCCGCUGCAACAACUACCACCACAGCUAGAGCUGACAUGGAAAUGGGCAUGAUGCAAGACAAAAUGCUGAUGCCACUCAUGAUGAUGAUGAAGAUGAAGCUCAAGAUGCUCAUGCCCAUAAUGAUGGCCCUCGUCAGCAUGAAGGCCACCAAGGCGCUGGUGCUCAGCAAAGUGGCUAUAAUGCUGGUCCUAGGGUUCCUCCUCAAGGAGUUCAUGAAGAAGUCAGGCAUUCCCGGGCUCCCGUUGCACCUUCCCGGAUUCCCGGGCUCCRCCGAACCAUCGUCAACUUCCGGACCUCCCCCCAUGUACGGACCACCGCAGUCUUCCGGUUAUGAGUCGUCCAGCUCGUGGGAGCCCACGGGUUACUCGAGCCAUUCCUCCGAUUCCGCUCAUUCGAUGGCCUACAACAGUUACCAGCCAUCGUCGUCGUCUUCGUCUGGUUCGUCGGCGAGCCUGUCGUCCAACAAAUAUUGAAUUGGUCUUAGAUUUGUAUCCUAGGUACCUUUACUAAAUUAUUGUUUGGAUUUAUAUCAUUAUUUUAUUAUUUAUUAUUCAGGUUUAGCUAAAUUUAUUUAUUUAUUUCAUGAAAAUUGUUUUAAAACAAAUAUAUCAUAUUUUCGUCGUGAACAACCCGAGUGUUCUUAUUCUCGACAUAUUUGUUUA
Diuraphis noxia (Russian wheat aphid) is the source of this 1034-nucleotide messenger RNA. RefSeq names its product DUF1676 domain-containing protein Osi20 (gene Osi20). NCBI's taxonomy places the organism in Eukaryota, Metazoa, Arthropoda, Insecta, Hemiptera, Aphididae. Gene Ontology annotation, cellular component: membrane. The record is from RefSeq and is a predicted model, not a curated record.